AUGGGUGUCGCGAAGAAGACGAGAAAGUUUGGACAGGUCAAACGAGUCAUCGGCCUGAAAGAUGUCCGACUCAAGGAAAACCGAUUGAAAGAAGAACUCAAGCAGAAGGAGAAGGAGGCCAGGAGGACAGUCGGAGGAGAAGUCGUCAAGGAAGUUGCCCAGAUGCCGAGCGGCAUGUAUUUCGCCCACAACGACAAUCUCAAGCCGCCCUAUAGCGUCCUCGUCGAUACAAAUUUCCUAAGUCAUACCGUUCAGAGGAAGCUGUCGCUGCUGGAAUCCAUGAUGGACUGCCUCUACGCAAAGUGCAACCCCAUCAUCACCUCAUGCGUCAUGGCCGAACUCGAGAAACUCGGCACAAAAUACAGACUGGCUUUGAAAAUUGCUAGAGACGAGAGGUGGCAGCGGAUACAGUGCGAUCACAAGGGCACGUAUGCAGACGACUGCAUCGUGGACCGGGUGACCAAGGAUCGGAUAUACAUCGUGGGGACCAACGACAAGGCGCUGAAGCAGAGGCUGCGAAAAAUUCCUGGUGUUCCGAUCAUGAGUGUCGCGAGGGGCAAAUAUCGAGCAUCGCCACCCCUUUGUAUUACAAAAGGCUUACAAAAGGCCGACGACAAGGCUGAGAACCAGCGCACUGGGCAAAACACCAUCAGGCGUGACAACGAAAUGGAUUUGGGAAUGAACUCGGGGAGCUCAGCAUCCCUUGUAAAGAAGCGCACGCGGAUUCUCCUCUCGUGCGCGCCAUGCCGGAACUCGAAGCUCAAGUGUGACCGUGAGCAGCCAUGCGGGCAGUGCGCCAAGAAGGGCCGCCUGGACUUGUGCGUCUAUGCGCCAAAGCCGGAGAAGAAGAGGCCGGCGGCCAAGGGCAUGGCGGCGCGGCUGAAGAGGCUCGAGGGCAUGGUGCGAGGCAUGAUGGACGACGAGGGGAAUCUCAGAUCGGGGCCUCAGGCGGCGGAGGGCGUUGCGCCGCAGCUCAAAGGAAAAGUUGUUCAUGGAGAUAAUGCGACGACGUAUGUGGGCGCCACUCACUGUCUGGCGAUGCUUGAAGAUAUUGAGGAUAUCAAAGCCUACUUUGACGAUCCUGGGGACUCGGAUGACGACUUGUUGCCAGGCGAAGAGCUGGAUGGACCGGAGAUGCUUCUUUACUCUCGAGGGGCGCCAACUAGUCGUGAAGAACUUCUUGCUCAGCUACCCGAGAGGCAUGUAGCGGACAGACUAGUUACGCGGUAUUUUUCAUCUAAAAGCCCGUCUCAACACGUUGUUCACCGUCCGACAUUCACAAGAGCGUAUGUGAAAUUCUGGCAAAACCCUGGUGAAGCCUCACUUCAUUGGGUAGCCCUACUCUUCAUGGUACUCGCGCUGGGCGUGUUUUUCAAUAACUUUUCCGCCCCCGACGAGGUUGAGAGUGAUUCGCCGAUAUCAGUCAAGGACAGAAUCAAGCAGUACCGCUCAUGUGCGGGAUGGGCGUUGAUAUGGGGCAAAUACUCUCAGCCGACGUCUGUAACGGUGCCGGCGUUUAUUCUUUAUGUGGAAGCCGACUUCAUUCUCAACCGAGCGGCGCAGAUGAACUGCUACAUCCUGUCGGGCGUCUGCGUGCGGUUGAUGCUCAAGAUGGGAUUCCAUAGAGAUCCUUCUCACCUGGCCAACAUUUCCCCCUUUGAAGGCGAGAUGAGGCGCAGACAGUGGAACAUGGCUGCCCAGAUCGACCUCCUCGUCUCCUUUCACAUGGGUCUGCCGAGCAUGCUCGCUGGUAUUGAAACAGAUACGGAGCUGCCGCGUAACCUGGAAGACGACGACUUUGACGAAAAGUGCAAGGAGCUGCCGCAGCCACGGCCGGAGAACGUUUACACAUUUAUGACUUACGCUAUCCACAAAUCCAGACUACUUCGUGUAUUCAGCAAAGUUGCCCAGCAGGCUCACUCACUAACACCGCCGAGCUACAGCGAUGUGCUGAAGCUGGAUAACCUGUUGACCGAGACUUGGAGCAGCAUCCCGUCAUUCAUGUAUGUGAAGCCGUUGGAAGAGUGCGUCGGCGAGGAGCCCCACCAGAUCAUUCAACGAUACGGAAUUGCGUCUCUAUAUCACAAGAGCCGCUGCGUUCUCCAUCGACGCUACCUGGCAGAGGCAGACCCAAAGCCCGAGCACGACUACUCGCGAAAUCAGUGCCUGGAUGCCGCUACGACACUGCUGGACUUUCAAUAUGCUUCUUGGUUGGGCUGUCAGCCCGGCAAUGUCCUCGGCCGCUCGGGCUGGUUCAUGAGCUCGCUCGCCGUGCACGACUUUAUGCUCGCCGCCAUGAUUCUAUAUCUCAUCAUCCAGAACGACAACUAUUCCGAAGACGGCUCUGGCUUCGGCACGGCGGGCAGGCAAAGGGAGGCGCCGACCAAGGAGCAGCUGAUUGCCAUGAUUCGGCGAUCACAUGAUAUCAGCUGUCAAGUAUUCAACAAGUUGACGGAUCUAAGAAAGACGGCGGAUACACUGGCUGUGAUGCUGGCCAAGCUCGGACGGCCAGUUGAGCGAAGCUCGCCUGCUUCCUCCAGCACGCAAUACCCACAGUCCGGUAGGGACUCGAGUCGAUCAGUAUCUAGCCAUGUAGUAUCUCUCGAUGCUGUUGGAUACGCCUCUGACUAUCCCAACAGCGGACUCGAAGAUUCAGGCUCUAGCUCCGGCCCAACACCAUUCUCCCAGGGUCAGCCAGCCAGCACUGCAGCUAAUGCGGGAGCUAUACCCAGCCGCAGCAACGCCGGUGCGCCAAUAGCAAACAACAUUAACCAGUUCGACAUGUCUUGGAUGUUAUCUGUGGAUAACGUAGACUGGCGACAUCUAGAUGCUUCCCUCGGCCAGAAUGUGACGGAUGGGUCGGGUUCCAGCACGGCUCAGUCGUGGAUGGAGAGAAUGCCGCUGGACGAUGUGGAUAUGUUGAAUGCCGAUCUUUGGAAUAUGGCCCCUGAAACUGAUGGCCAAUGA
Trichoderma breve is the source of this 2967-nucleotide messenger RNA. Its product is annotated as fcf1 domain-containing protein. The record is from RefSeq and is a predicted model, not a curated record. Bases 1 to 2967 code for a protein of 988 amino acids. Gene Ontology annotation, cellular component: small-subunit processome; nucleus. Gene Ontology annotation, molecular function: zinc ion binding; DNA binding; DNA-binding transcription factor activity, RNA polymerase II-specific. NCBI's taxonomy places the organism in Eukaryota, Fungi, Ascomycota, Sordariomycetes, Hypocreales, Hypocreaceae. The transcript is spliced from 8 exons. Gene Ontology annotation, biological process: DNA-templated transcription; regulation of DNA-templated transcription.